AUGUGCGGUUCAGACAUCUUUCUUGGGAUUCUCGCGAUUUUCUUUCCACCAGUUGCAGUGUGGAUUAAAGUAGGCAUCUGCACAGCCGACUCGAUCAUCAACCUUGCACUUUGCUGCCUAGGCUACGUCCCCGGUCUUCUACACGCAUGGUACAUCAUACUCAAGUACCCCGAACCAGACUAUGAUGACCCGAACUACGAGCCCAUUCCUGGCCAUGCCGACCCGGGACGGGACACUGAAAGUGGUCGUGUGACAUACUAUUACGUCUCUCAUCAGCCCAUCCAGCAUCCAUCCCAGAGAGGUUAUGGCACUGUGGCACCGCAAAACCAGCCGGCGCCGAGCCCUGCUCAACCUCAGCAGCAAGCGCCCAAGCCACAUCGUGAGGAAGGUCAGGGAGGAAGCAGUGACCAAGCUCAGGGUGACUCCCGGGCACCACCAACCUAUGCUGAAGCUGUCAAGGGAGACCACAAGGUGCAGACGCACGAUUGA
Aspergillus lentulus is the source of this 489-nucleotide messenger RNA. The record is from RefSeq and is a predicted model, not a curated record. Lineage: Eukaryota; Fungi; Ascomycota; Eurotiomycetes; Eurotiales; Aspergillaceae.